CAAAAGCGCGUAUGAUUUUCCCCACAUCGGCACACAAAAUAAUAAACAUCAUUGACUUUAUGUUAGCUUGGACGUAUGUAACAGCAGUACACUUAGCAGCUAUUACAUGAAACAGAUAACCACGUUUUACAAUUCGCAUUCUUAUCGUUUACAAGCCGCUUUCAAAGAGAAGAAUAGGAGAAGAAACAAGAUUAUGAAUAGAAACAGUAGAAAUAUAAAGAAAUUGUUCAUUUGUCAAGAAUGAUAACAUUUUUCAAGUAAGAGUCAAAAUACACAACUCUGUUCGAUUGAAUAAAAUCUAUAACUACACUUUUCACAGAAGGAUUGUUCUUGUAUCACACAGCAUUGAGAUAUUUUAUGGCAUAUAAUAUUUCUAUUUAAUUCAAUUUUGAAUUGCAUUAGAUUUUUACAAUGAUGCAAAAUAAAAGUAUCGUUCAGAAAACAUCCAAUAAAAUAAGAUGUGAUAAAUUAUUAAGGAAGAAAAUAAGGUCGUUCAUCGUAAAAUAUCUUUGUAUGGUUCUUUGACCAUGCAUACGUUUCGGAAACUCGUAAACGUAACUUUACACGAAUGUAAUUUUAAUUUCUUACCAAAAGAGUUUGGUACAUUACAUCAUCUUCAAGAGAUUACAUUAUCCAGCAAUAAUGUAAAUACUACUCAAUCUGCAUGGGAAUGGUUAGAACAAAUUUCUAUGAGAAAAAAUUUAAAGUUGGCAAUAACAGAUUAUGACCUACUUAAUUUACCUUUACAAAUCACAUGUUUAAAAAAUCUCACAACAUUAGACAUAACUGGGAAUAAAAUCGAUUCUGUACCAAAAGAGUUUGGUAAUUUGCCUCUUUUGGAUCUUGAUUUAUCAUAUAAUAAUCUUGGAAGAUCUAAACAAUCUGCAUGGGAAUGGUUAAUGCAAGCUCCCAUUAGAAAUAAUUUAAGAAAACUCAACUUAAGUCAUAAUUAUAUCACUACAUUACCAUUACAAAUUAAUUGUUUGAACAAUUUACAAAUCUUAUUUUUAUGCGAAAAUAAAAUCAGUUUCUUACCAAAAGAAUUUGGUACUCUGUCUCAACUAAUAACACUUGAUUUAAUGGAUAAUUUGCUCGGAAGAUGUAAGCAUGCUACGUGGGAAUGGUUAGAAACUGUCAUUAGAGAUAAUUUAUUAGAGUUAGACAUAGGCUGCAAUUUUUUGACUGAAUUUCCAUUACAAAUUACAUGUAUGAAAAAUCUACGGUGGUUAGACAUAAGUGAAAACAAAAUUGAGUUCUUACCAAAAGAGUUAGGUACUUUGCCUCAUCUUACUUGUCUUAAUCUCACUUCUAAUCAUCUUGGAAGAUCUGGUCGCAAUGCAUGGGAAUGGCUAGAGCAAACUGCAGUGAGAAAUAAAUUAUCAGAAUUGUAUCUGUGUGACAAUUUCUUAACAGAAUUACCACCACAAAUUGGAAAACUAAAUGUUUUAACUAUUUUGAAGCUCACCGGAAAUGAGUUAAAACGUUUACCACAAAGUCUCGCAAAUCUAAAAAAUUUGAAAGAGCUUGAUUUGUGCAACAAUUAUUUGUUAUAUUUACCAGGAAAUAUGGCACAUUUGUCGGCGGAUAUAGAUGUUGAUGACAAUCCAUUUAAUUUAGAUUACGAUAGUGAUGAUGAUUUUACUAUGAAUUCGAAAGUGCCUAGUCUUGUGGAUUGUUCAGCUGAUGUUAUCCUGAAAUCUGGAUUAAAUUGCAUAAACAUAUUACCUCAAAUAUUGGUCAGAUAUUUGGAUGAAAAAAAAUAUUGCUUUUUUUGUGAAACUCCAUGUUUUUUUUAUUAUGAAAAGCGCUUCAUAAAAUUUUCUGAGUAUGUCAAAAUAUUGAAUAUUAAAUUUGAUGGAACACCAAAUAUUAUGAAUGCAAGUUUUCAAUGUUAUGCUUGUUCAUCAGAAUGUGCUGAAAUUAUGGAUUUAAGAGGUUAUGAAGUUAUUAUUGGAGUUAUUUAAGAAAGCAUGAUUAAAAAACUUCUUAGACUUAAAAUUUACAGCAAAAUGUAACCUAUAUAGAAAUAUCUGACAUAUUGAUUUGAAAACUUUUAAAUUUUAGUUUUUG
This is a messenger RNA of Linepithema humile (Argentine ant), 2070 nucleotides long. Its product is annotated as leucine-rich repeat protein lrrA-like. Gene Ontology annotation, molecular function: protein binding. Lineage: Eukaryota; Metazoa; Arthropoda; Insecta; Hymenoptera; Formicidae. The record is from RefSeq and is a predicted model, not a curated record. Gene Ontology annotation, biological process: signal transduction.